GUAGGAGUAAUAUCUUUUGUUAGUCCGUACUAGGUAUUAAAUUUCCUUGUUAAGCUUAGUUUCCUAAAUUAAGUGAGGCUUUAACCUAGUAGCUUUGCAUAUAUAUAUCGAGCAGCCUCGUCUCGUGACAAGUCGCUAGGCAAUACACUCUUAAAAUACGGAACACAACGUUUUCUCGUCGCUUCAUUGUGUUCUUCAAUCUACCAGUCUACUCUGAAUUCCUCAGCAGCUUCUUCAGAGAUGGCUGCACAAACGGAUGCCCCUUCCUCAGAUUUCAGUGCGGAAACGGUGGGGAAUGCUUUCGUCGGUCAGUUUUACAAAAUUUUGCAUCAGUCACCGGAGCUUGUCUACCGGUUUUAUCAAGAUUCAAGCACAAUGAGUCGACCAGGCCCUGAUGGAGCAUUGGCGACUGUGACUGCGAUGGAAGGAAUUAAGGGUCUUAUCCUCUCCUUAGAUUGUACCGAUUACAAAGUAGAGAUAUUGACAGCCGAUGCACAAGCUUCUUACAUGAAUGGAGUGAUCGUAUUAGUGACUGGAUGUUUGACGGGAAAGGACAAUGUGAGGAGGAACUUCACCGAGUCAUUCUUUCUAGCUCCUCAAAACAAAGGUGGUUUUUUCGUACUCAAUGACACUUUUAGGUUUAUUGAGGAAGACAGCACGCCAGAGGUUAAUUCAGUAGAAGAGAAGGAUGUUGAUAAAAGUGCACCAGCAUCUCCUGUGGUUCCCGUUGAAGACACUAUCGAAACCUCAAACGUUACUGUAAAUCAUGCUCCAGUUGCAGAGGAUGUGACAAAAACAAUCAGCAUAUCCGAAGAUGAACCUAAAUUGACUGUCACUGAGAAGGCUGUUCCUCAGGCCUCUGUUGACUCUGGUCUUAAAGUCCAACCAGUGGCUGAGACUUUAUCUAAUGGUCAUGUGGAUGCUCCUAAGAAGUCAUAUGCAUCACUUCUUAAGAAUGGGAAUGAGGGUGCAACUAAGACACCUGUGCAAAGACCUACUAUUGCCGCUAAGGCUCCAACUUCAAAGGCACCACAGAAGAAUGUAGCAGCCUCUCCUGUUGUACAACCAACUCGUCCUGCUGCUCCAGUGUCUGCAACUGUAUCUGAAUCAUCUGCUCCUAAUGGCAGCAAUGGUAAUACAGCUGUCCAAUCCGAAGAAAAGGGUCAUUCUGUAUAUAUUGGAGAUUUGCCCUUCGAUGCAACUCCGGCUCAAAUUGAGCAGGAAUUCAAAAAAUUUGGACGCAUCAAACACAAUGGCAUUCAAGUACGAUCAAAUAAGGGUUAUUGUUUUGGAUUUGUUGAGUAUGAAGAUGCCACUGCGAAACAGAAGGCAAUCGAAUUGGGCUACAUUAAUAUUGGUGGGAAAGAAGCUUUUAUUGAAGAGAAGAAAACGAGUACUAAAGUUGUCAAUGGCGUGAGCACGUAUCCCUCUGGGCGAAAUGGCUUCAGGAAUGAUGGUUUCAGGGGUCGUGGCAACUUUUCAAAUGGUGGUCGUGGAUAUGUAAGAAGUGACAAUGGCAGGCGUAACGGGGAAGUUUCUUCUCGAGGCAACCGCAACGGGGAUGGAUUUGUUUACCAGAAUGGUGGUGGAAGAGGUGGCCUCCGCCAAGGGGCUGCACCACCUCCAAAGUAGGAGUGAUUUUUGUACCAUAUCCCCUUUCGGAGUUGGUGAUACAUAGAGAGAUUUUUGUAGUGAGUAGGACGAGUCUCCUCUUGAUUCUCUUUCCUUCAUUAGAUCUACUACAUUUUCAAAUAGGCAAAAGUUUCUCUGGAGUUUUAGAAGGAAAGCUAGAAAAAUCAAUUGUUAUUACUAAUAUUUUAUUCUAUUAUUAUAACACUAUUUUUUCUGAGAAUAGGUAGGGAUCUUUCUGCUCGUAGAAAACGUUGAUGGGCAAUUUGUCUGAGUUUGGUCUUAUGUGAAAUUCUAUAUUGUCACUUUGUCAGCAUUCUUGUUCGUAUUUACAUAAUCUGUAUUAUUUCUCUUUCGUUUGUUGCUUGAUUAA
Chenopodium quinoa (quinoa) is the source of this 2002-nucleotide messenger RNA. RefSeq names its product ras GTPase-activating protein-binding protein 1-like. The record is from RefSeq and is a predicted model, not a curated record. NCBI's taxonomy places the organism in Eukaryota, Viridiplantae, Streptophyta, Magnoliopsida, Caryophyllales, Amaranthaceae. The transcript has 9 exons. Bases 241 to 1632 code for a protein of 463 amino acids. Gene Ontology annotation, cellular component: cytosol; ribonucleoprotein complex. Gene Ontology annotation, molecular function: mRNA binding.